UUGCAAGUUAGUUGUAAUAAAUCUCUAAAUCAUGUCUAAUUACCAUCAAAAAAAGAUUUACAUCUAUAUAUAUAUGAACCAUUAAAGAAGAGAACAUGAAACAACAAGAAUAUAGAGAGAAUGAGUCUACCAGAAGAUGUAAUCACAGAAAUCCUGUCAAGAACACCGGCAACAUCGCUCCUCCGGUUCAAAUGCGUCUGCAAAUCAUGGUGCAAGAUCAUCGACGAUCCCGCAUUCAUCCUCAAACACCACCAAACCAUCUCACGCUUGCCCGAAUCCGAGGUGGUGAUGAUCAGCCGCCGCAGCAACGCCACCAACAGGCGAGUCUUCUCGCUGCUGAGGAACCCCGGCGACGUCGUCGAUCUCGACCUCCCCACGUUGCUCAACGACAUGUUCGGCCACGUCCGCCUCGUCGGCCCAUGCAACGGCGUCGUCUGCCUCUACGGGUAUUAUGACAAUAUCGAGCUCUGGAAUCCGGCCAUCCGGUGCUUUAAGAAGAUUCUGUCGUCGGAGCUGCCACGCCCCCCGAAUUCUAAGAUUCGGGGAGGCGAUCUCGGCCUCGGGUUUGACCCUAACACCCAAGAUAUCAAGGUAUUGCAGAUUCUAUAUUGUGUUUCAAUGAAUUCCCAAAUUGCUUAUCAAGUUGAAAUAUACUCAUCAAGAAAGAACUCUUGGAAGAAAUUGGGAACUCAUGUGCCAGCAAAUAUCAUGUGCUAUAAUCUAUGGAGCAUGGUGUACAAAAAUCAAAAUUUUUGUUGGUGGGCCCAAGAUAAAAAUAAUGUUGAGGUGAUUCUUUCAUUUAAUAUGGUUGAUGAGGUCUUCGAAACGACCGAAUUGCCCUCCGAUGUCGAGCCACUCGGAGGGCAGCAUAGGACUACUAGGGCUAUCGUGCCACUAAAAGAGUCGCUCGUUUUGAUCGUGUAUCGACAGAGGGAAGAUGACAAGGUUUUUGAUAUGUGGAUAUUGAACGAGGUCGGAGGAGGAGGAGGAGAUGAGGCUUGGAGUAAGUUGAUGAGCAUUGGCCCGAUCCCCGGAGUCGAGAAGGUGCUCGGGUUCUGGAAUACGUACGAGUGCAUUCUCGAGAGUGGGACGGGGGAGAUGGUUCUAUAUAACCGCGUUACUCGGGAAACGAAGAAUCUUGGGAUAUAUGGUAAGCGGAGUAAGUUGGAGGUUAUUGUUAUGACAGAGAGCUUGUUUUCGAUGGAUUAAGUCAUAAGAGGAAUCUUCUGGUGUGGAUAAAAAAGAUUUUAGAUGUUGUGUAGUAGACUUAACAUAGAAAAUGUUACUAGUAGAAUUCAACCUAUUGAUGAUCUUCGUCUCCGAAAUUCACUCACCUAUUCUAUCUAAUUUUGUGUAUAUAUAUAAGCUUUAACAAAAUGUUAACUUAGGGUAUCAUGUUGUAUACAUACCAUAAACACUACAAAUCCACUUGGCGUGACGAUCCCAUGCCCGGUCCGAAGCCAUAUUCUACGGGCGGAAGGCGACGGCCCAAGUGACCGAGCCAUAUUUUAUGGUAGCGUAACUACUUGAUAGGUUAUGAUUUAGAGGGAACAUCUUUUUUGGUCCACGAACUUU
Messenger RNA from Salvia hispanica, 1575 nucleotides. RefSeq names its product F-box/kelch-repeat protein At3g23880-like. The record is from RefSeq and is a predicted model, not a curated record. NCBI's taxonomy places the organism in Eukaryota, Viridiplantae, Streptophyta, Magnoliopsida, Lamiales, Lamiaceae. Gene Ontology annotation, molecular function: protein binding.